Messenger RNA from Homo sapiens (human), 4723 nucleotides. RefSeq names its product EH domain containing 1 (gene EHD1). Lineage: Eukaryota; Metazoa; Chordata; Mammalia; Primates; Hominidae. Gene Ontology annotation, cellular component: endosome; perinuclear region of cytoplasm; plasma membrane. Gene Ontology annotation, molecular function: calcium ion binding; GTP binding. The transcript is spliced from 7 exons. Bases 428 to 2032 code for a protein of 534 amino acids. The record is from RefSeq and is marked reviewed. Gene Ontology annotation, biological process: cellular response to nerve growth factor stimulus; cholesterol homeostasis; low-density lipoprotein particle clearance.
ACCAGCCUGGACAGCCAAAGGGGUCUGUGUGUGGCCGGGGAGGAUGGCGGGGGAGUGAGCCCCAUGGAACAGCCAGGAACUGAUAAAAGAUGAGGGGACAAAGACAGUGUGUGUCUGGGAAGCUGGGCUGAGAGGAGGAGGUGCCGCCGCCUGGGGGUACUCCGAUGCUUCCGGGGAUUCCGAGCCAGCUGGAGGACCGCACGUGGCGAACGGCGGGCGCGGCGCGUAGUCAGGGAACCAGGGUGCCUGACUGGGUGUCUCGUGGAGCCAUCCCGCGGGGGUGUGGGGGGGCCACGGUGCCGGAAGGCGCGCGGCCCAGAGGCCGUCUCCGCCGAACGCCCGCUCCUCGCCUUCCUAACCGCAGCACUUUCGCGAGCCUCCCUACGAGGGGCGGGGCGAAACAGCAGCCAGCCCCGUGUCCGGCAGUAUGUUCAGCUGGGUCAGCAAGGAUGCCCGCCGCAAGAAGGAGCCGGAGCUCUUCCAGACGGUGGCUGAGGGGCUGCGGCAGCUGUACGCGCAGAAGCUGCUACCCCUGGAGGAGCACUACCGCUUCCACGAGUUCCACUCGCCCGCGCUGGAGGACGCUGACUUCGACAACAAGCCUAUGGUGCUCCUCGUGGGGCAGUACAGCACGGGCAAGACCACCUUCAUCCGACACCUGAUCGAGCAGGACUUCCCGGGGAUGCGCAUCGGGCCCGAGCCCACCACCGACUCCUUCAUCGCCGUCAUGCACGGCCCCACUGAGGGCGUGGUGCCGGGCAACGCGCUCGUGGUGGACCCGCGGCGCCCCUUCCGCAAGCUCAACGCGUUUGGCAACGCUUUCCUCAACAGGUUCAUGUGUGCCCAGCUGCCCAACCCCGUCCUGGACAGCAUCAGCAUCAUCGACACCCCCGGGAUCCUGUCUGGAGAGAAGCAGCGGAUCAGCAGAGGCUAUGACUUUGCAGCCGUCCUGGAGUGGUUCGCGGAGCGUGUGGACCGCAUCAUCCUGCUCUUCGACGCCCACAAGCUGGACAUCUCCGAUGAGUUCUCGGAAGUGAUCAAGGCUCUGAAGAACCAUGAGGACAAGAUCCGCGUGGUGCUGAACAAGGCAGACCAGAUCGAGACGCAGCAGCUGAUGCGGGUGUACGGGGCCCUCAUGUGGUCCCUGGGCAAGAUCAUCAACACCCCCGAGGUGGUCAGGGUCUACAUCGGCUCCUUCUGGUCCCACCCGCUCCUCAUCCCCGACAACCGCAAGCUCUUUGAGGCCGAGGAGCAGGACCUCUUCAAGGACAUCCAGUCACUGCCCCGAAACGCCGCCCUCAGGAAGCUCAAUGACCUGAUCAAGCGGGCACGGCUGGCCAAGGUUCACGCCUACAUCAUCAGCUCCCUCAAGAAAGAGAUGCCCAAUGUCUUUGGUAAAGAGAGCAAAAAGAAAGAGCUGGUGAACAACCUCGGAGAGAUCUACCAGAAGAUUGAGCGCGAGCACCAGAUCUCCCCUGGGGACUUCCCGAGCCUCCGCAAGAUGCAGGAACUCCUGCAGACCCAGGACUUCAGCAAGUUCCAGGCGCUGAAGCCCAAGCUGCUGGACACGGUGGAUGACAUGCUGGCCAACGACAUCGCGCGGCUGAUGGUGAUGGUGCGGCAGGAGGAGUCCCUGAUGCCUUCCCAGGUGGUCAAGGGCGGCGCCUUUGACGGCACCAUGAACGGGCCGUUCGGGCACGGCUACGGCGAGGGGGCCGGCGAGGGCAUCGACGACGUGGAGUGGGUGGUGGGCAAGGACAAGCCCACCUACGACGAGAUCUUCUACACGCUGUCCCCUGUCAACGGCAAGAUCACGGGCGCCAACGCCAAGAAGGAGAUGGUGAAGUCCAAGCUCCCCAACACCGUGCUAGGGAAGAUCUGGAAGCUGGCCGACGUGGACAAGGACGGGCUGCUGGACGACGAGGAGUUCGCGCUGGCCAACCACCUCAUCAAGGUCAAGCUGGAGGGCCACGAGCUGCCCGCCGACCUGCCCCCGCACCUGGUGCCGCCCUCCAAGCGCAGACAUGAGUGAUGGCGCCCGGCCCCGCACCUGCCAUUUGCACGCCCGGCCGGGAGGCAGAGACGGGGGGAGGGGAAGCCUCACCAUUUCUCAAGGUCCAUAAAGACUGAGCGGAUGUUUCCUCGCCUCUCGAAAAGGAAAACCACCAUCUUUCUUUUAAGGCUGUUCCUGGGCCUGGCGGGGGAGGCAGGGGUGAGAGGAUGGAAUUGUGUGCACAAGAACUGUGGCUAUUUUAAUAUAUAACGUUAGAGGCUGCGUUCUUUGUCGCCGCCUCCCCUGUGUGCCAGCCCUGUGUGCACGGCCUCUGCCCCCCGGCCUUUGCUGUGGCUGGAGCUGGACAGUGCAGCGACUGCGACCGUGGGGGAGCCAGGUCGCCCUUUUGGCAGCUGCUAGGCUGAGGCUGCAUGGACAGGAACACCAGGCACCCUCCGUGUGCUUCUGAGCUGAGGUUGCUUCACGGGACCGUGGCUUCCUUCCUCACCUGGCUCUGCCUCCCCCGUGCUCUCGGGCGAAGUGGGUUCUUGUGCCUUCCCCUCCCGGGCCCAGGCUCCCCGUGCGCGGGCCCUGCCCUUUCCUCCCGCGCCCCACCGGCUCCGACGCGCAACCCCGCUCAGCAGUCACAGAAGCAGGGCCCAGCCACCUUGGUCUUUUUUUGGGAGUUCAGGGGAGUAGGAGAAUGUCUUCCAGAAAAAUACAUAAGCUAGUUUCUGUUCUGUAAAGUGAUAUCUUUCAUACUUGACCAAAGUUCCCAAUAACUUCCCAACCACUGUUCAAAAGCUGUGAUUUUUGUCUCCCCUUCCCACCCUCCAGCCAAGGAGCAGCCCUGCCCAGGGGGCAUUAGGUGUGGGUACCCGGGGAGCACCCCGUUCCUGGACCCCAGUGUUGCAUUUCCUGGCUGAGGAAGGGUGGUCAUCCCAGCUCCUGCCCUACCCUCUCACUUAACUGGAGCUUUGGGACGCACCCUCCACAGUGGGAGGUGGUGGUGGGUGGCGGUGGCGGGGCCUCACGACAGCUUGGUGCUGGUAAGAGGAAGCCCGUGGUUCUGGCUAGGCUCUCAUGUCCAGACAGCGGGGACCAGGGGAAAACCCAGCCCCUUCUGUAAUCCCCCUUCAUUUCCUACCUUCCUUCCUCCUCUGUUUAGCAAAGGAGGGCAGCUCACUUGGAUGUCCUUACAACGCCCCUGGCCCCCAGGUUGAGCAAUAAGAAACCAGAACCUUGCGGCCCAGUGGCCCGGGCCAGUUCAGGCCGCCUCCCCCUCCUCUGCCUGGGGCCAUUGAGCCCAGCCUCCAGGGCCCGGGCGCGUUUGCAGGCCAGUGGCCACUGUCCGGGCUGUGAUGGCACCAAGGCAGGUGGAGCACCAGGUACCACACAGCUGGGCUUCCCACCAGGCUUUCCCGCGGGGGUCUCAGGGAGCUUCUCCCCAGCGCUGCUCGGAGUCUGCAGGAACUGGCCUUGUUCUCCUUAGCCCGUCACUCCAUACAGUAUUAGGUGAGGAUGGAUGCGGGCGCUGUCCUUGCCGGGAAGUCACUGUUGAAGUUGCAGUGGCUUGUUCACACCUGUGGGAAGAGAAGUGAAGACUUUCUCCUUGCAUUAAAAAGUCUGAACUGUGCGAAAGCUUCGGGUGCUUCCUUGUCUUUUCCAGGGGCAGCAGUCCUGGGCCAUCCUCCCCUGGUGUCUGAGGGGGUGAUGCCAGCAGGGACAGAGUGGCAAGGCAGCCGGGGCAAGGUGACCAACCCUGCCCAGUCCUGCUCUGCUGGGCAGUAGCUGCCCCCUCCUACUAAGAGGGCCAGGCCUGUAGGGAAAAGGGUUUCUGGGGUGAUGCCCCCUUCCCUGAGCAAGGUGGGAGCUGAGCAGUUCACUUGGGGUGGGGAGGGGGGAAACAGUUGGGAGGAUGUUGAUAGCUGAGGCCUAGGCUGGCACCCCUCAGCCACAGACGGAUGAGUGGGCACCUGCAGGCCCUCGGCACUGGGUGGCAUCAAGUAAACAAGGGUUUCUGGGCUUUGGAGCCAGACUGGCUCCUUGCUAGCCCCAAGGACGGUUUAAGUACAGGGAAGCCGGGCCUCUGAAGACAAAGCAGAUAGCCUGUGACAAACAUGCAACUAAGGGUGGGGCCAGUCAGGCCCAGGUGAUGUCACAGAUGGGGGACUGUUUAUACCAGCAGAGGGAAGGGUGACUGAUUAGUGACCCUUCAUAAAAGGGUGCAGACUUGAGGUGCCAUGGGUAGAGGCUGCUCCAGCCCCUCUGGCAGAAGGCAGGACAGAAACAAGUUCCUGAGGGUUUCAGGGACCCAGUUGUGUGCUCCGAGCCUAGCUGGUGUGGUGGUGUCUGGUCCUAUGACCAGCACUUGAGGUGCCAGUGGAUGCUUCAGUUGCUGCAGGGCUGGCCGGCCCUCCCUGCGUCACUCAGCUGCCACCUGUGGGCAUUCACCCUGUGCCAGGUGGAGCUGCGCUGUCACGAUCUGAGGAAGUUCAUGUUCCCCCAUUUCACAGAGGGAGAGUCCGAGACUGAGGACUGCCGAAAUAACAAAGGUGGUAGAAGCAGAUGCAAACCAGGCCGUCCAACUCCAGCGUGCUUUCCAUCAGGUUACUAAUCCAAAGCACACACUAAGAGGAAAAAACGGUAGAUCCCCCCAACCCCACCCUUAGACUGCAGCUGUACUCAGGGCUGAGAGACCCACAUUAAAGGUUAAAUGCUGUCACUCCA